This is a messenger RNA of Anneissia japonica, 5117 nucleotides long. Its product is annotated as thrombospondin-1-like. The transcript has 21 exons. Gene Ontology annotation, biological process: cell adhesion. Gene Ontology annotation, molecular function: calcium ion binding; protein binding. Bases 381 to 3671 code for a protein of 1096 amino acids. Gene Ontology annotation, cellular component: extracellular region. The record is from RefSeq and is a predicted model, not a curated record. Lineage: Eukaryota; Metazoa; Echinodermata; Crinoidea; Comatulida; Comatulidae.
UAUUAGACGCUAACGCAUACGAACCAGUUGCAAUCAGAACCAGAAUAUCGAACUUUAUAUAUUUCUUAAAGGGACGUAGAAAAUAAUAAUAAUAAAAAGAUCUCGAAGAGAAAACUCCCCUUUCCUGCUGCAGAGUCACGUGACCUAAUAUUAGUCUCUUGCGCAAGGAACUGAAAAGAGGAAUACUUAAAUACUUUAUCGAAUCAUUUUACAAUUUGGAACGACAGAGGAAAGGACUGUAUUUAUAUUGUGGAUGUAUAAAGGAGUAUUUUGGAUUUCGAUUGGAUUUUUAUUAUUUCCAUAACGUCUGCCGCAGUCUAUUAUUGUAUUAUCAAUUUAUAAACUUGUUGAUGCCUAACCGAUAACAGAAGAUUAACACUAUGUAUCGGGCGUUGCUGAUACUCGCAUUGGUGGCCUUAAGUGCCUGUUAUGAAGAAACAAUUGAUGUCAUCGAUGCAGUAAAAUUAAAUUCACGAAUGCCAGUGCAUGGCAUAAAGAAAAUAAAAGGUCCUAACAAAGGUGAUGAUGCAUACAGAUUCAAGGGGACAUCGGCAAACAUCGCCGCCCCGCCGUACGUCCUAAAAAACUUUAUGAACACAAUGAAAGUAGAGCAAGCAGUUCAAUUAGUUGCGACACUAAAACCGGACAAAAAUAACAAAGGAACAAUUGUUUCUAUUGACUCAUUAAAAGGGGACAAACGAAUUUUUGGGCUCGUUGUGAAUAGAAAACAAGAUAAAACAUUAUUGCAGUACGGGGUGACAAGUCCCACUGGGGUAACAUCGGAACAUACGGUGAAACUAGGUAAAGUGAACAUUGGAGCUAAAGACGAUGAAUGGCAUAAUGUUACUCUUAAUAUUGAAGGAACACUCGCUGUUCUUUAUUUUGAUUGUGAGCAAGUUGCAUUGGAAUCUAUAGACGCGUUUUACCAAAACGUUAACCCGUCAAAGUACGAACUCAGACUGGCGAAGGGGCUCGAUCGACGAGACAUGUAUGAUUACAAGGGUAUGCUUGCAGAUGUGAAAUUCAUUUUCAAUACCAGGUUAUCUAAGGUAUUGAGAGACCAAGGGUGCUUCAUGACCGGUAGUGACUAUGAAUUAUCGUCGUCAUUCUCAUCUUUGAGUGAUAGUCUUUCCGGAGAAAUUGCCCAGGGCCGAUCAGAAAUAAUUUCACCAAUCGCCCCUGAGGUUGUAGAUGAAGAAGAAGAAGACACUGGCCCUGAUUUUCCCGACAUAGAUCCUGAACUAACCGAGAUUGUGUCUCCUGAGCCAACCAACAAAAUCGAACCAGCACCGCCAACUAGACGUCCGAUCAACAACGCCCACUCCGCGUUCGCAUUGAGUCCAACUUCGGAAGCUGAACACAUCGAGGAACUUGUUAGCAAUUAUGAGGGCGCUAGAACGACUUGUGGAUUUGUGUGCGAGGACUUUUAUCGUCUGAACAACAAAUUGCGGGAAAUUGAUACAAUAAAGGAGGAUUUCCUUCAGUAUAAAGACAGAUUGAAUGGAGUUUUAUCAAAUAUUGUCGAUAUGACUGUAGAUGGAGAAAAAAACAAAAUUCUUGCUAACAGGUAUGGCAAUUGCUGGCAUCAUGGGGCUGAGCGGCAAAAUGGCACAAUGUGGAGAGCGGGAGACUGUACAGAAUGCGUAUGCAAUGCUGGGACUAUCGAAUGUGUAACGAUUAACUGCCAAAUAACAUCAUGCCAAAACCCAAUUCAGAUUCCUGGAGAGUGUUGCCCUGUUUGUGGUAACGUGGAUGGUGAAGACGAUGGAUGGAGUGAUUGGUCCGCCUGGACCCAGUGUUCAACCACAUGCGGACGCGGGCACCAGCAACGCGGCCGCUCUUGCGACGCGAGUAUCCACAAGUGCAAUGGUAGUGACGUGCAAACAAGAGUAUGCAUAGGGAAUCCACCAUGCAUCAGUAGAAUUGAUGGAGGCUGGAGCCCAUGGUCUCCUUGGAUUUGCACCGUAACUUGUGGCAAUGGAACAGAGACACGCGUUCGUGCUUGCAACGUACCAAAACCACAGAACGGAGGCCUGCAGUGUCUUGGUGAUAAACGAGAGAAUAAGUUAUGCGUACAGAAACCUUGCCCAGUCGAUGGACGAUGGGGAGAAUGGUCAGUUUGGUCGGGAUGUACUAAAACAUGCGAUGGUGGUUGGCAGGAAAGGAAGAGAUUCUGUGAUGCACCAAAACCGCAACAUGGGGGACAAAUUUGUACUGGACAUUUCAACCAGAUACGUCUCUGCAACGUACAAACAUGUCCAGUCGAUGCUUGUCUAUCGAGCCCAUGUUUCUACGGUGCAGACUGUAUCAGCUAUAAGAAUGGUACCUACGACUGCGGUCCAUGUCCGGUCGGAUAUCGUGGAGACGGUCAUCACUGCAAAGAUAUCAAUGAGUGCGUCGAAGCGCCAGAGGCCUGCUUUAACUUCAUGGGUCAGCAUAUGUGUACAAACACGGUCCCUGGAUACUCCUGCAAGCCCUGCCCCCUCGGAUUCCGUGGUAACCAACCAAACGGAGUCGGCCUUUACCAUGCAUACCGACACAAACAGGUAAAUUUAACUAAACAUGAUAUAAAACAGAGGCUCGAUAACUGGGAAGACAACUGUCCGUACAUUGCCAAUGCCAACCAGAUCGAUACAGAUGAUGACGGUUAUGGAGAUCUUUGCGAUAACUGUCCGUUUGAUGCAAAUCCGGAACAGACCGAUAGUGAUGUUGAUACUGUGGGCGAUCUUUGUGACACGAACUUUGAUCGAGAUGAUGAUGGAGUACAAGAUGAUCUGGAUAAUUGUCCGGAUACACCAAACGCAAGUCAGAGAGAUCACGACAAUGAUGGAUUUGGUGACAGUUGUGAUGAUGACGAUGAUAAUGAUGGGCAUUAUGAUAUUGUUGAUAACUGCCGACUUGUAUACAAUCCAACACAAAAUGAUACAAAUGAAAACGGCCGUGGCGACCUUUGCGAGGAGGAUUUCGACGGUGAUGGUGUAGUUGACAGACUCGAUGCUUGUCCAGAGAAUGUCAACAUCCAGCGAACGGAUCUCUCGGCAUUCGAAAUGGUUCGACUGGAUCCAGAGGGUUCAGUACAGAAUGACCCAUUCUGGAUGGUACGUAACCACGGUAAAGAACUCGUACAGACUAUCAACUCUGAUCCUGGACUGGCAGUCGGCUACGAUGCUUUUGAGGGGGUACGAUUUAGUGGAACAUUCUAUGUGAACAUUCAAAGAGACGACGACUACGCAGGGUUUAUCUUUGGCUACCAGUCUAGUCAUCGAUUCUACGUGGUUAUGUGGAAACAGGUGAAACAACUUUACUGGCAGAUGGAGCCAUUUAAGGCUAUUGCGACAACUGGUCUACAAAUUAAGUUAGUGAACUCCGUAACUGGUCCAGGUGAAGCGUUGCGAAACGCGUUAUGGCACACCGGGGACACAGAAGACCAGGUUAAGCUAAUCUGGACUGAUCCAAACGAAAUUGGAUGGAAAGACUUCACUGCUUACAGAUUUAGUAUAACACAUAAACCCGAUGAUGGAUAUAUCAGGGUCAGCAUGCACGAGGGCAGCAAACUGUUAUCAGAUUCCGGUGACCUGUAUGAUACGACGCUUCGCGGGGGUCGUAUUGGUCUUUAUUGCUUCUCACAGGCUAUGGUCUUUUUCUCAGAUCUUGAAUAUAAGUGUGCAUAGGUGUGCUGAAAAAUAUUAAGCUUCGUUGUGAGGCUUGGCGUGGAGAAACCCCUUGACGUCACCCGAAUUGAGAAUACACUUCCGAUGCAACCAGGUGGGCAGGUACAUGUGUUGAUAUUUCUACAAAGUCUCAAUUUCUUCGUGCAGUUGGUCACCGAAUUAUGGAGUGUUUGAAAGGCCUGACACAAGCCUAAAAUUUGGAACCCUAUAAAUUGUCAAAAAAUCCACAUCCCCGUAAAAAGCAGCUGGCUGGUUGACGUUGAAGCCCGAAUCAGAAUUGGAAGCGCCAUUGUAUUUAUAAAGUUUUAUUGUAAAGAAGAUAUUGUAUAGCGUUUAAUGUAUUUUUUUCUAUUGAUUGUAUAUUAACUAGCAUCUUUUCAUCUUGUGAAUUCAAACUAUAUUACGUCAUGAUCCUGUUUCAAUAUAGUCUGUGUAGGCAAAUGGCCAGUGUGACGUCAGUAAAGAUGUGCACAUAAACUCAUAAAGUUGCACAACUUUACAAAAUGCUAUAUUUGUACAGACACACAGUAACGUAGAUGUAUUGUAUAGAAUAUACUAUACUAUACUCUACUUGAGAAACUCGAUAAUCACGAAUUUAUUAAGUAAUAUAAACUUGAAGAUACAUUUUUGAGAUAUAAUUAUGAUACAAGGUAAAGAAAGUUUACUGAGUAAGACUAAGAGAUUCACAUUGUGUAACUUUACUUUAUUUACGUAGUUUUUAAAAUUACUAUUGCAAUGCGCUUAUUAGUUCCAAGAAGUAAACUAUUCCUUAUUAAUAAUAACAAUAAUAGCAAUGCGUUGUCAUAGUAUAACGUAUUGUGCUGUAUGUGAUCUGCAUGGUCUAUAGUGUUUUAUAGGAUGAUUAUUGUGUCUUUUCAUCCUGUUUGGUAAUCUCUUAUUAUUUUUUUAAUUUAUCGAUGUAUGCUUCUAUGUUGCCAUAUUUAAGUGAAGCAAAUGUUCAGAUUUUAUUUUGAAAAUGUACAUUUUAUAGAUAUUUGCAAUUUUUGUUCGUGGUGUUUUAUACUACUGCCGAACAGGUUGGUAGGAGGUCCACUUAUGCUUGUGUACCAUUGACAGAGCAGCGCAUACAAUAGGUUUAUACAAUAAUAUGAAUUAAUGAUUUAGGCCUUAAUACUUUGGUUGGGCGGUAAAAAAGUGUAAGAAUUGGAGCGAUAAUUAUAUAACUAUUGGUCAGAUUUUUUUAAAAAGUGAUCUAAAUCUACAAAUUUUUAAAUAAGGAAAACAGCAAAGGCGAUUUUUUUAUGUUUGAAUUCAACAAAAUUGAAUAGUUCUAUAGAUAGGAUUGUUUUGUAUUUAUUUAGGAAUUAUUAAUGAGUCAGCAAAAUUUAAUAUUUCUAUAGAUAGGAUUGUUUUGUAUUUAUUUAGGAAUUGUUAAAGUUUAUUGCAUAUUGUGACAAAUUAAAUUUGAGGUAUGUUGAGAGGACU